Molecule: messenger RNA, 884 nt
Organism: Photinus pyralis (common eastern firefly)
Lineage: Eukaryota; Metazoa; Arthropoda; Insecta; Coleoptera; Lampyridae
Product: astacin-like metalloprotease toxin 5
Exons: 2
Coding region: 8-757 (249 amino acids)
Biological process (GO): proteolysis
Molecular function (GO): zinc ion binding; metalloendopeptidase activity
Source: RefSeq, a predicted model, not a curated record
CAUUUAAAUGAAAGUAGCAGGCGCGUUGCUGUCAAAACUAAUCCUGUUCUGUCAACAAGUGGCCUGCAUCGAGCCAGAAUGGUUCGACACCAAUGUGCUCGUCAACAGGUCGUACAGAUGGACGGAGGGCGUCGUCCCAUACGAAAUGGACGGAAGCCACGGAUUCGUCAACGAGUGGUACAUAUGGCGAGCGAUGGCCGUCUACCACCGAAACACGUGCGUUCGGUUCGCGCAACGUCGGACCAGCGAUCGCGACUGGGUUCACAUCACCUCCAAGGGGCGCGGUUGCUUUUCGAAGGUGGGGCGUGUCGGCGGGCGGCAGACCCUGAAUUUGGCUCGGGCGGGAUGCACGAGCGCGGGCGUCGUGCUACACGAACUUAUGCACGUGAUCGGCUUCCUACACGAACACAAUCGACCGGAUCGCGACGAGUACGUCCGAGUGUACCAGGAGAACAUCUUAGACGGGGCCCAAGAAAACUUCCUCAAGCUGGCUCGAAACGUGACGUUCGAAUUCCCGUACGAUUUCGACUCGAUUAUGCAUUAUGGGCAGUUCACGUUUAGCAAAAAUGGAAACGCGACGAUGAGAGCGAAGGGACCUACUACGAAAAAUGGGCGAAAGGAUUUCUUCAGCGAAACUGAUCUGGCGAAAAUUCGCCUAGUUUACAACUGCACUGGUUACCAGGCGCUCUCCCCUAAUUCGCGCUACGUUUUCGCUGGGAUUGCGUUUGCUGGUACCUAUCGAAUGUGGAUACCGUAGCCGUAUUCCUUUCACUACUCUAAGCGCCAAAGUUCUUUCAAGUUAUGAUUUGAAUCAGGAGCCCAGUUAUAAAACGUAUCAUGUUCUCCUGGUACAAAGCUAUUUAUUGUAAUAAAAAGGUUUAUAC